UGUCAGGAUGUCAGAAGUGAACUAGGCGGUUAUAUAUUAUUUAACCCGGAUUGAAAAGAAAUUCUAGUUCCGCCACUGGUGUAGCAGCAGUAAGCACAUCUCACCUAAUUUGGCAAGAAAUGUGACCCAUCAUCAUUAAUAAGAAUGUAGGACCAGGACCACACAUAUCAUUCCUAUAUUGCAGCCCCCACAAGUAGAAUUUUGCGUCUCAAAAAUCCUUACUAAACUCUAUUAUAUUAGUUUCAAAAAACACUGUCUGCUUCCUUUUUUUAAGCUUGUCCUGACUCCAUUUCCUGUCUUCAAGUCAUUCAUAAGUCAAAAGUUUGUUUCUUUAUACACAAUUACAAGCUUCAAGCUUUAUACUUGUAAGAUUUUUUUGAUACCUUCUUUCUUGAUUUUCUUGCACAACUAGCAAUUUUUUCGAGCUAUGGACGGCGAAAGCAAGAUUUCAGAUCUUCGUGAUGCUUCGUUCGCUUAUCUCACUAAAGCACAACAGAGUUUUGUUGUUAAGCUGACAGAAUCAUCUCAGUUUCCUCAUCCUGAUGUAUCCUUCGCCCAACAAACUCGCGUCGAACAGGAUGAAACUAGCGUUUUCGGUGCUGAGAAAUAUUUCAAUAUGAAAAUUGAAGAAGAUCAGGUUUCAGACAAGCCUGUGCCUGAUCAUACAAUAGAGAACCGGCGGGUGAGUCUUGAACGGAUGAGAUCAAAAAGCAGAUUAGGUACUCCAAGUGUAAAUUCUGAGUCAAGUUGGAACAGCCAAACUGCUUUAUUGCCAAGUUCCAAGAUAAGCUUACCUGAAACCUGCAAGCAAAAAAGGGUAAAUCAGGAAAGAUGGUUUUUUCCAGUUUUUUCCUGUAAAGGAUCUUGUUCUGAUGACAAAUCUGCUUCCAUUGAUCAUACAAACGCUAAUGCUCAUCAAGGAAUUCAAGCCGCCUGCGAUACGGCCGUUACAGACGGAAAAAAACAGUCUCAAUCAAGAUUCCUGACAAAAGAUGAUCAAUAUCGCACUCCAAGUUUAAAAAGAGAGGACUAUUUUGUAUUACCGACAGUAAAUUCUGGUGUUCAGAAUUUACCAGUUAAUCAAAACCUGAAGAUCAAACAAAAAGCCAUUGAAGAAGAUCCAAGGAAAUCGAUCGAAGUGUUCGGUUCGCAUAAGAUAAAGGCAGAAGACAUAGCAUCAAACCUAGAAAGGAAACUUUCUGUGCUAACUUGGGAUGCAAUUCCAUUUCCGAAGGCGCAAAACCUGCCGACAAAUAAUUCCGGUAGCAGCCAGAUAUUUGAAGACGGAGCUGAGAGUGAUGUUAGCUCAGAUCUUUUCGAGAUAGAGAAUAUUUCUUGCAGCACACAACCAAUUUACACUAAGCAAAACUGCGACGGAAUAACUCCCGCCGGCUGUGUUACUCCGGUGAGCCGGUAUGCGCCGAGUGAAACCAGCAUUGCAUGGAGUGUUGUUACUGCUAGCGCUGCUGAUUUCUCUGCUGCGGAGUUUGAUGAGAAGAAGGUGGCGGAAAUGAGCGUAAACUCCGGAUCGACGCCUAGAAUACGGCGGGCGAAUAGUUUGUUGGGAUGCAAGAACCAGAAAGCGGUGGAAGUUGCUGAAAGUACGUAUAAGAGGAAUGAAAAGGGUAAGGCGGCUGCUCAGUUGAAUCAUCAUCGGAGACGGUCGAUAUCCUCGGAAAACUCCAUGCAAGUAAGGAGAUUGUCAGGUGAUUCUAACAAGGUCAAAGAUUAUGAAUUUUCUUGAUUGCUCUUAUUCUUUUUACAAACAAAUCAAGAGCUUCUCCUUUGCCACAAUCUUAACUGCAUGUAUGAGAAACAUAUUGCUUGCCAGAUUCGACUGUUUAUUCCACCUUAACGGUUGUAUACGUAAUUUUUAUAACUAAGCCAACGAGCAUCUGUGAUAUUAAAUAUCUAAUUAUUUUUUACUAAUAAAUAUUAUAAUAUUGCAAAUGUUUCAA
Molecule: messenger RNA, 1958 nt
Organism: Mercurialis annua (annual mercury)
Lineage: Eukaryota; Viridiplantae; Streptophyta; Magnoliopsida; Malpighiales; Euphorbiaceae
Product: protein PHYTOCHROME KINASE SUBSTRATE 3-like
Exons: 1
Coding region: 428-1744 (438 amino acids)
Biological process (GO): phototropism
Source: RefSeq, a predicted model, not a curated record